AUGUCGAGUGAAAGCGGUGUGCCGGCAACGUCGGGUAGCGAAGCGGCAGAGCGUUUGACCAAGACGCUGUGCGGUGUUUACGCACUAUGCUUCGUUAUCGGGUGGCUCUACAAGCGCUGGCUCCUUCGGCGUUGGAAGCGCGCCAUCCUAGAGGUAUUGCGAGAACAAUGUGCGGUGGUUGGCGAGGACCUUGUGCGCUUAGCGGGGUCCAGUGCGAGCCGGGACGCCACCACACUCGUUACCGACGUCUGGAAACGAGCAGACAACGGCGUGCUCGAAGUGUACGCCUCUGGGAGGCGGCACGUUGCUGGGGUUCUACUACGCCUUGAUCCCGUUCCUCGAGAGGACGUCUUUACCUUGAUUCACGACUUUUUGUUCGAGGAAGCACCGGAUCGUCUGUCGAUCAAGGCAUUUAUUUCUACGAAAAUGGAGCGUUGCGUCUUUGCCUUGGCAAAGAAACAUGAACUGAAACGCUUGCAUGUCUCGUAUCGAGAGCUCGAGCACUACACAGAGCAAGUCACAACCGUGGCACCGGAGCUCUCCAGUGAGUACGGCGUUCUGGCGGAUACGAAAGAACUCGCGCAGCGAAUCUUGAACGCUUCUCGCGUCGCCCUGCUCAAUCGAUAUGUCGAUAUCAUUCAGCGGCUGCGUUUCAGUGAUAUCUAUGAAGACGUACCUCAGGACGAUGACGAGGAUGCCCAAGAAGCUGAUUCAGAAAAGCCGAAUGCAUCGGUGGAAUCUCGCGAGCCGCCUGGUACGCUGCAUCCCAGCAGCUGGAGCCAAGUCGUUCAUUUGCAGCUUGCGUUACCUGUGAAUCUGGAGUCGCUGUCGGAGGUGCUUCGCUUCUUUUUCGAUUUGGUUGACGAGGUUGCCACGAUGCGGAUGUCGCAUGAAGCGCAGCAUGCGACGCAGGCGCUUCGGGAGCUCGUCCAGCGGGAGCGUCAGAAGCGACUCAAUCGAGCCCGAGCGAAAGAGGAGAAGGAAAAAGCCGAAGAGCGUGUGGCUCGUUUCGAAGACGCAGAACGCCGUCGCCGCGAACGUCGUGAGUACCGUCGCCGGGCCAGGAGCCAACGAGCACCCCUGCGCAUCUUUUUCUGA
This is a messenger RNA of Cyanidioschyzon merolae strain 10D, 1098 nucleotides long. RefSeq names its product similar to adipocyte-specific protein 4. Gene Ontology annotation, biological process: endoplasmic reticulum calcium ion homeostasis. The record is from RefSeq and is a predicted model, not a curated record. NCBI's taxonomy places the organism in Eukaryota, Rhodophyta, Bangiophyceae, Cyanidiales, Cyanidiaceae. Gene Ontology annotation, molecular function: calcium ion binding. Gene Ontology annotation, cellular component: endoplasmic reticulum. Bases 1 to 1098 code for a protein of 365 amino acids. The transcript has a single exon.